Molecule: messenger RNA, 920 nt
Organism: Bacillus rossius redtenbacheri
Lineage: Eukaryota; Metazoa; Arthropoda; Insecta; Phasmatodea; Bacillidae
Product: mitotic spindle assembly checkpoint protein MAD2A-like
Exons: 4
Coding region: 93-707 (204 amino acids)
Biological process (GO): mitotic spindle assembly checkpoint signaling
Cellular component (GO): kinetochore; nucleoplasm; cytoplasm
Source: RefSeq, a predicted model, not a curated record
AGGAACACACGUCUCAUGUAUAAUUCUACUGUGACGUGAAGUGUUUUUUUGUUUUGUUUUGUUUUGUUUUCACGCGGGUAAAGGCAAUCAAUAUGAAUGAUACGAAUAUUUUAAACAUUGAAGGGUCUGUGGAUGUAUUGAUAGAAUAUCUAAAUUAUGCAGUCAACACACUGCUGUACCACAGAGAAGUUUAUUCUUCUGAGAAGUUUGCUCCUCUAGACAAGUACGGACUGCAGGUCUAUAUGAUCACAGAUGAGAAAAUUAAAUCCUAUGUGGAUACCUUUCUGCGUGAGAUAAAAGAAUUUAUUGACAAGAAGAAGGUAGAAGUAGUUGAUAUCAACUUCAUCAGUGAAGAAACAUUGGAAACUGUAGAGUCUUGGUCUUUGACUAUCAAGUACAUCAACAGGCCGGAUGAUGAUAAACAGCAGAAGCCUUUAUCCAAGAUAAGAGCAGAAAUCGCGAAUGUGUUCCGUCAGAUCAUUGCAACAGUCAGCUACAUACCACAUCUUGAGCAGCCAGUGACUUUUAACAUAACAGCAGGCACGCUUCUCACGAAGGUGCCCAGCAAGUGGGAAGAGACUGUGAUGCGCAAGUCGGCCAACCUGGAACAUUUCCCUCUGCGUGAUAUCAGUACGAACUACCACGAGGUCAAGAUAAGUGUGGCUCACAGUCCCACUGGGGAUCAGGAAAUGCUGUGUGGUGAUUAGUGUUGUGCCAUGAAGAAGAAAAAACUGUUGUCUGUCAGUGAUGUUUGAAGUUCAUAAAUGCUUGCUACUUUUUAUGUUUUUUUCUAUAGAAUACAAGAAAGAAGUAUUUUAUACUGUGUUUUCAGCAGCUGUGGUUAAUGAGGUGUUAUGCUCAUGUAGUUGACUCAACUGUACUUAGUCAUAAGAACAUAAAGUUAUCAUAAUCCACUAUAA